CACUUUUAUAGAAAAAUGUAUAAAAAUUAAAAUUAAUUUUAUUGCUGAAUUUAAAAAUAAAUUAAGGAAAAACUGCUUAACAAAAAAAAAAAAAAAUUCCAAUAAAUUUUUAAGACCGUAACAAAGAACAUUUAAAACAUCUUUAAGAAAACAACAAGAAAAAAAACUGUCAAAAUACCACAAAAAUUAAACAGUCAAAACUAAACAAAAUAACAUUAAAAACAUUCCAAAAUAUAAACAAACGUUUAAAGAAAAUAAUACUAUACAUUAAAUAGUAGUGAUCGUAAAUGUGUGACCAUAAACAUUUAAAUAUAAACGUGAGUGGUAAUUGUUGCUGUGGCUGCUGCUGCCGCCACUGUUGCUGUUGAAAGAUUGUAACCGAUCAACUGGGCAAAUAUGCGUUCAUAUCAGCGCGGUUUCUUUUGUGCCGACCUAACCAUACGCUAUCCAUAUCAUGAGUGCACAAUAACCGUGCCCAUGCUAUUGGUCUGCAUGUUACUGCUGCCCAUGUUGUUCCUUAGCGUGGUGGAGAUUAUGCGGUUGUGUCAUAAUUUUCGCAUGCGUCAAUAUAUGCGUAAUGUUACCUUCAGUUUGGGUUGUUUUAGUUUUGGUUUUAUAGCUACUUAUCUGUCCACGGAAUUGGCCAAGAAUGUUGUCAGACGUUUAAGGCCCCAUUUUUAUACGGCCUGUCGUCCACAACUUAAUGAUGGUUCCACUUGUGAGGAGGCCAAAAAUCGUAAUCUCUUUGUGGAGCAAUACUACUGUUCAAAUCGUAAUCUAACUGCUUUACAGUUAAGAGAGUUGUAUGUGUCAUUUCCCAGUGCCCAUUCGUCGCUGUCAUUUUAUGCCAUGUUAUUUUUGGCCUUUUAUUUGCAUGCCAUAUGGCGCGGUGGACGCGGCAUACAGCGUGUCUUACGUCAUCUAUUGCAGUUUCUAUUUCUCUCGAUGGCCUGGUUUAUUUCGCUCAGUCGUGUGGCCGACUAUUGGCAUCACUGGUCGGACGUGUUGGCCGGUGCGGUAAUGGGUAUCAUUUAUGCCACACUAACCGCCUUGUAUGUGGGUAGAUUUUUGCAAAUAAAUUCUCACACAAAUAAAAUCGCCAGCUCUCUGCCGCCUCAUGGCAAUUGCAACUUUAACUUGCAACAUUGUACAACGGCAGUCGUUGGUGGUGGAGUUGGGUCCAACAAGUUGAAAUCAAAUUUGAAAAAGUCAUCAUUACAACAUGUACCCUCGAGCGUUAGUUUCAGUCAGACUCUGCAACAAUUGCAGUUGCAACAAACUGAAGAUCAAACCUCCGCCUCGACUACAGCUUUAUCAUCAUCAUCAUUACAGGCAUCGUUGGUAGCCGCCAAAGAGCAUCUUAUACGUAAUGAAUCUAAUGAAUGUGUAUGGAAAUCGGGAACAUAGUGUGGAAUCAGCAGAAAAAAAAAUACAUGAAAAAUAAAACGUAUAAAGUUACUUUGUCUGUUAUUGCAUUCAACUCUUUUUUUGUUUAGUACUUUUUAAGUCCAUUAUUUAUUUAUUGUUGUUACUUCUAGUGCUGAUGCUGCUGCUGUAGAAAAAAAUUCUUGUGGAUUUAGUUCUUUAGUUUUUUUUUUCCAUGUUGAUUUUUUUUGUAUGCCAACAAUUAUUGUAAUUGAGAAAUUAUUAUGAUGUGUAUUGAAAUGUGAUAACCUUUUUUAUUUUGUAUUUUUCUAUCUUUAUAUUUAUUUAUAAGUAUCUGUUUUCCCAAAGGCAGUAGAGAUUAAAAUGAUGGCACAAUUAAAUUGCAGAAAAGUUCAUCACAAGUUUUCUAUAACAAGGAUUCUUACAAUGUGAGCAAAAUCUUGACAGAAAAGAGCUUCACAAUGUGAACAACUUUUCUAUAGAAAAGAUCAUUACAAUGUGAACAACUUUUCUAUACAAAAGAUCAUCACAAUGUGAACAACUUUUGUAUAGAAAAGAUCUCCAAAAUG
Messenger RNA from Lucilia sericata (common green bottle fly), 1955 nucleotides. RefSeq names its product putative phosphatidate phosphatase. Bases 397 to 1407 code for a protein of 336 amino acids. Gene Ontology annotation, biological process: phospholipid metabolic process; phospholipid dephosphorylation; signal transduction. Gene Ontology annotation, molecular function: phosphatidate phosphatase activity. The transcript has a single exon. The record is from RefSeq and is a predicted model, not a curated record. Lineage: Eukaryota; Metazoa; Arthropoda; Insecta; Diptera; Calliphoridae.